Zerene cesonia (dogface butterfly) is the source of this 822-nucleotide messenger RNA. Its product is annotated as inactive angiotensin-converting enzyme-related protein-like. The record is from RefSeq and is a predicted model, not a curated record. Bases 154 to 708 code for a protein of 184 amino acids. The transcript is spliced from 4 exons. NCBI's taxonomy places the organism in Eukaryota, Metazoa, Arthropoda, Insecta, Lepidoptera, Pieridae.
UGCGGGGUGCGCGGGGUUGCGGAGGCUGGAAGGUGUCGGCUGCUGCGCACACGCUGCCUCACUCGGUGUCCCGCGACUGCCACGAUCACACGCGUCCACAGCUCCGUGCCGACGCCGCCCGACAAUCAUCACGCACAGCUCCCAAUCGUCACAAUGAGAAGCGCACUGUUUAUACUAGGCCUGAUGGCGCUGGCAGCGGCGGCGCCCGCGCCCGAGGCGAAGCCCGAGCCGGCGGCACAGCCCGACCCCGCGCCGCAGCCCGACCCCGCGCCGCAGCCCGACCCCGCGCCGCAGCCCGACCCGUCGCUCGACUCGCAGCCUGAGAUCAUCGAAAUUAUCGCCCCCGCCAACAGCGCACAAGAGACCCUUGCUACUCUGAACCUGGGCGCCCCGGGCUCCGAGCUCAGCGAACGCAACAAGCGCACCAUCGGCAUCCUCCGCCAGCUGUUCCCACAACUUACGCAGAUAAUCGAACAGAAGGUACAGCAGAUAACGAGUAUGGUGCUUAAAAUAUUCGGGCCCAUCUUCCUGCGCGCCUUCCUAGGGAACCGCAGCAACGGCGGCAACACCAACGGCGGCGGCGGCACCGUCGAGAUCGACGACGACGAGGACGAAGACGAGGACGAGGACUCCCCCUCCACCACCACCACCACCACCACGUCCGCGCCCAACAGACGCAAGCGUGCGCUAUUCUUCCUGCCGGUAUGAGCGCAGCAUUAUCGCUCACCAUCAGCCUGCCCCAAGACGGCAGCGCGCGCGCAGACCGCACGUCACGUCACGUCACCCCAUCUCCACCAUAAUCUAACAAUCAUUGCCGCGCAA